AUGAAAAAUUUAAAACUGACAAACUAUGAAGAAUUCAAAACAACCUAUCUAGGAAAUGAUAAAAUAAAAGUGUUCAAGUAUUUUUACUAAUACAAUAAUUGUUUUGGUUAUAUUUCCUAAGAAGAUAUGGAAGAUUGUAGAAAUGCUGAACUUUUAGAAAAGGCGCGUACAUAUGGUGCUUUUAUAAGUAUGAAUUGUUUGAUGUUGACAUUGGAUAAGACAUUAUUAAGAAGAAGUUCAUUCAGGAUGUCGAAGUUCUUAUUUUAAUAUGGAGUUCUGCCAUUGAUGUCAUUUAAAAUAACAAAAAACUAUUUCUGUAGAGAUGUAGAGUAGACAUUUCAUGACAUGGCUGAGAAAUAUUAAUUUAGUUUAGACAAAUUUCAUGAAAGUAUGGAAUUGAUGGCUCGUGCGGUGGAGGCGAAUCGUUAUGAUGAAUUUUUAGAAAAGGGAGUUGAUUUUGAUUGGAGAACAAUAAAGAAUGAGUGAAU
This is a messenger RNA of Paramecium sonneborni, 488 nucleotides long. The record is from the annotation of a GenBank genome assembly. Lineage: Eukaryota; Ciliophora; Oligohymenophorea; Peniculida; Parameciidae.